Molecule: messenger RNA, 390 nt
Organism: Acanthamoeba castellanii str. Neff
Lineage: Eukaryota; Discosea; Longamoebia; Acanthamoebidae
Exons: 3
Coding region: 1-390 (129 amino acids)
Source: RefSeq, a predicted model, not a curated record
AUGAAGCUCAGUGUGGCAUUCUUCACCUUGGUCUGUCUGGGCCUUUUCGCCCUCGCUCUCGCCCAUGACGGUAAUGAGUGCCUCUUAAGGCAAGACGGCGGCGACAAGAAGGAUGGCGACAAGCAGAAGGACUGGGACUGGAACGACUGGAAGGACGACGAAAAGGAUUAUCACGACUGCAACGAUGAUGGCGAUGAGAAGGAGGAAGGCAAGUGCUUCUGGAAGGAGACCACCACCACAUCGACGACCAAGGACUGCCCCAAGCACACCACGUCCACGACGACGACCAGGAAGCACCGCACCACCACGCCCGACGAGAAGGACUGCCACAAGACCACCAGCACCACGACCACCAAGCGCCACCACGACAAGCCCUGCGACCAGUCGUAG